AUGAGCUGGUGCUUACUGGUCGACAUCCGUCGGCCUGACCGGGAAAAUUCUGGCAAAUUGGCGUCCCUCCGUGCCGCUGGAACGCUUCUGACGAAUGCAAUUCGCAGAACUUCCUUGUUCCCCGUUCCAGCACCGUAUUCAUGCCUCCUGAAAUACAAGCCCCCUGGUAAAUCCCGCCAUUUCAACGCCAACGCCCGGCGCACAACGCCCAACGAGCUUCCAUACAGAACCUCAGAUUUCCCCAGGGAGCCAACCCUCGAACUCCCCAUCUUCCUCGCCCCGAAACUCGAUCCCUAUAAACUAGGCGGCGUUCAUUGGGAUCGGUAUCUCUUCUACGAUCCCGAUAACAUCUCCCUCUACCCCGGUACGCGCGCCUUCGACUCCAAAGCCAGCGGCCACCAUCCGAUGAUAUUCUUCUGUGAGUUCAUCACCACGCCCACGGCAGAUACGCCGGGCACGUCCCUAAUCAUCCACUUCGAUGACAAGCGUUAUCUCUUCGGGCAUAUACCUGAGGGCCUGCAGCGGGCCUGCAACCACCGCAACAUCCGGCUUUCGUAUGUGACGGACAUUUUCAUGUCCGGGAGGACGUCGUGGACGAACAAUGGCGGGCUGCUCGGGAUCAUUUUGACGCUUGCUGAGUCAGUGAAUACCUCUGCUUGGUCGCAGAGGGAGGUGCGUCAAGCGAAAACCCUACGGUUGAAGAGGCUGGCGGAGCAGACGGAGAAUCGGGAACAGUGGCAGUACUACCGGGACCGUAUAGAGUUGCUUGAGGAGAGCAAUAGGCGGCUUGCUGAGGGCUUCGACCUGAGGGGGAAGCUGGCUAUCCAUGGCGGGCCGAAUUUGACGCGGACGGUGGCGACGGCGAGGAAGUUCAUUUUUAGAACGGGGAUGCCGGUUUAUAUUAAUGAGUUUAAUGAGUUUAGUAAUGAGUUUGCAGUCGGGAAGGAGGAGGGGCAGGGGGGAAGGGAGGGGGAGGGGAAAGGAGAGGGAUGUGAGAGAAACGUGGCGAAACCUACAUGGACUGAUUCGCAUCUGAAGGUAUGGGCACUCUCCGUGUCACCGACGUCUUCUCGUGGAUCACCUGUUGGUUCUGCUGAGGAUACGAAGAAUGGCCGGAAGCGAAGUCUGGAUGAGUUCCAGGAGGGUGCGGGUGCUGCUGCGGCUAAUGAACUACGUUCUGAAGGGAAGAAUGUCAGCGAUUCCGACAAACGCGCGCAGGACCAAAUAGUCUGCCAAGCAGUGGUGUCUGACAUGUUCAAUUCGGACUGGCGCCUCGAUUCUCUGGUGGAAAUGCGCCUCCCUGAGGUCCGGCUACCCGCGAAAAUCUUCGUCCGCAACCGGGAAACUCACAAGCUCGAACCAUAUACGGGGCCUGUGUCUGACGGCACCCAGCCAGUUCCUGAUAUUCCUGUUUUGGUUCGGAAGCCAUGGCCUGGCGCGAUGACGCGGACUCUACCCCCCACUACCCCGUCAGACGUAUCUAUUUCCUAUAUUAUUCAACAUCAUGAUGUACGGGGGAAGUUCAAUCCGGCGAAAGCCAUAGCUCUGGGGGUCAAAAAGGGACCCAAGUUUGGCAAGUUGACCUCAGGCCAGAGCGUGGAGUCUUCGGAUGGGAAGAUAAUCACUCCUGACAUGGUUCUUGGAGAAUCUCAGCCCGGCGGAGGACUUGCGUUUGUGGAUAUCCCCACACCUGACUACGUGGAGAAUCUUGUCAAUAGACCUGAGUGGACUACGCCAGAGGUGAUGAAAGGGCUUGCAAGCUUUAUUUGGAUCCUUGGUCCAGGUGUUGGUAGCCAUCCCCUCUUACAGGAAUUCGUGUCUAAAAUGUCCCAGUACAAGCACAUCGUCUCUUCUCCGGAUUACUGUCCGAAUUACCUAGCGUUUUCCUUAGGUUCGACAGAGACUGCGCAUUUCUCAUUCAUCGACAAUGAACGUUUCCACUUGCCACACCAUAAUAAUGAAGAGGUCCCACAGAAGACGUUCCUUACACCUGGACCUCUUCCUGAUUCAUCAACAAAGGACCCACUGAAGUCGGUGUUCAUACCCGCACGUCCCAAUUUACGGGUCGAGUUGCAACCGAAAUUCCAGAUCAACAGCAGCGGCGUUCAUCAACCUCUCGAUGGGGAAGGUAUCAGGAAUAAUGUUUCUUUCCGAGUCAAGAGAGCAGCACGUGCGGCAAAUCAGGAUAUCCAGAGUCCUCAGUUUCAGGAAUUUCUAGAGAACGUGCGCCGGAAUGUCCCUAACCAAGAUGCAGAAAUUAUCACGCUGGGAACAGGCUCUUCCCUGCCGUCGAAAUACCGCACUGUUUCUGCUACACUACUCAGGGUCCCUGGCGUUGGGAACUAUUUAUUUGACUGUGGUGAAAAUACCCUUGGGCAGCUACAGCGCGCGUUCUCUCCGGAGGAGUUGCGGGAGGUCUUGCGCGAUUUGAAAGUGAUAUGGAUAAGCCACUUACACGCGGACCAUCAUCUGGGGACUGUGUCCGUUAUCCGGGCCUGGCAUGAAGUUACGCACGGAGCUCUGUCUUCAACAGCGCCCGUACCCGAACCAGAGUACGAUCUUACGAAACUACUAAGUGAAAAGAGACUUUUUGUCGCCUCCGACGCGAAAAUGAUAGAAUGGCUCGCCGAGUACUCCGGCAUCGAGAACUACGGCUUCGACAAACUCCUGCCCGUAGAAGCCGACACAAGCUUCGGGGAUAACUUCAAGUACAGCCAUCUGAGCCGCGACCGCCAACCCAUUCUCGACGAAAAUGGGAACCCGGUGAAAAUUCACCUCUCCUUCAACCCCGACCGGUCACCCUUCGCUACUCAACUCCAGCAAGCCACGGGCCUCAGCUCCCUCCUCACCGUCCCUGUCAUGCACUGCCAUGGCGCUAUGGCUACGUCGUUCGUUUUCCCCUCUGGCUUCAAAGUCUCCUACUCUGGCGACUGUCGCCCAUCGCGCGAAUUUGCCAGAAUCGGUGCUGACUCAACCGUGCUGAUCCACGAGGCAACCUUCGAAGAUGACAUGCUGCGGGACGCCAAGGCCAAGCGGCAUAGUACCUGCGGCGAGGCACUACGGGUCGCCGAACGCAUGCGCGCGCGCAACGUCAUCCUUACCCAUUUCAGUCAGCGGUACGCGCACAAACCCACCGUCCCGCGCUUGAAGAUCUGGGAUGCUUCCAACUGCGGCUCUCCCUCCCGCUCUCCUUCCCGCUCUCCCUCCCGCUCUCCCUCCUCCCCCGCUGCGCGCUCCGAAUCCGGAUCCCCACAGCCCAAUAGGCGCCCGCAUGAUAUCGGGGAGUGGCGAGCAAAUAAUCCACCAGACGUCCCUGUUUCGAAGAACGACCUUGGCAAUGACAAUGGCAGUGACUAUGGCAAUGGUGAUGGGCGUGGCUCUGGUUCUAGAUGGAGAGACCAGAUUCGCAGCGGGCCGGCGCCGGCCAUGAUGCAGCUGGACGGGGUUCCCGUUCCUGUCAUCGUUGCCUUUGACCUGCUCCGCGUCCGUGUUGGCGAUAUGCUGUGUGCGCAGCGCUAUGUUCCUGUUCACAAUCUGUACUACGAUUCUAGGCUUGCGCGUGCGGCGCAUUAUGGCGGGUGGAGGCAAAGAGAGAAUAGGCAUACGGAGGCGGAUGCGGGUGCGGAUGCUAGUGCAGGCGAUGGGGCCAAAGAGAAGCAGAAGCCGUGGAAGAAAGGAUGGAUGAAGGAGGAAGAGGGGAAUAAGGAUAAACGGCGCGGUAAACGUCAGUCUAGUUCUAGUUCUACCUCUAGUGCUACUACUAGAGUUGAUCAUGGAGGACAUGGAGAGGAUGCGCCGCAGAAGGUUGCGGGGAGUAUGGGGGAUUAG
Blastomyces dermatitidis ER-3 is the source of this 3828-nucleotide messenger RNA. Its product is annotated as tRNA processing endoribonuclease Trz1. Lineage: Eukaryota; Fungi; Ascomycota; Eurotiomycetes; Onygenales; Ajellomycetaceae. The coding region runs from base 1 to 3828 and encodes 1275 amino acids. The record is from RefSeq and is a predicted model, not a curated record. Gene Ontology annotation, cellular component: mitochondrion. Gene Ontology annotation, molecular function: 3'-tRNA processing endoribonuclease activity. The transcript has 2 exons. Gene Ontology annotation, biological process: mitochondrial tRNA 3'-end processing.